Molecule: messenger RNA, 3027 nt
Organism: Oncorhynchus keta (chum salmon)
Lineage: Eukaryota; Metazoa; Chordata; Actinopteri; Salmoniformes; Salmonidae
Product: transcription factor GATA-5
Exons: 7
Coding region: 1603-2748 (381 amino acids)
Biological process (GO): cardiac muscle tissue development; cell fate commitment; negative regulation of transcription by RNA polymerase II
Cellular component (GO): nucleus
Molecular function (GO): zinc ion binding; RNA polymerase II cis-regulatory region sequence-specific DNA binding; DNA-binding transcription factor activity, RNA polymerase II-specific
Source: RefSeq, a predicted model, not a curated record
GCUAUGUGUUGUUUUCAGAUUUCUUUGUCCAUGUACUGUAUUAUACAUGUUGUGUAUAAAAAUGUGUGUUUUUUUAAUCACUUUGGUGCAAUUUUCACAAGCAUGUGGUACAUUUCCACAACUCUUAGUACAAAACUCAAAACACAUCAUCAAAAAAGGCAGUUCAACACACAAAAUCACAGUCACUUUUCACAACGCUUAAUCAGUUAUUCAUGUAGAAUUACAUGCUUCACCUUGCAAAAGGGGGGGGGUACCUAGUCAGUUGUCCAACUGAGAUGUGUCUUGUAUUCGACUGAGAUGUGUCUUGUAUUCGACUGAGAUGUGUCUUGUAUUCGACUGAGAUGUGUCUUGUAUUCAACUGAGAUGUGUCUUGUAUUCAACUGAGAUGUUUAUUGUAUUCAACUGAGAUGUGUCUUGUAUUCGACUGAGAUGUGUCUUGUAUUCGACUGAGAUGUGUCUUGUAUUCGACUGAGAUGUGUCUUGUAUUCAACUGAGAUGUGUCUUGUAUUCGACUGAGAUGUGUCUUGUAUUCGACUGAGAUGUGUCUUGUAUUCGACUGAGAUGUGUCUUGUAUUCGACUGAGAUGUGUCUUGUAUUCAACUGAGAUGUGUCUUGUAUUCAACUGAGAUGUUUAUUGUAUUCAACUGAGAUGUGUCCUCUGAAUUUAACCGAACCCCUCUAAAUUAGAGAGGUGCGGGGGGCUGCAUUAAUCAACAUCCACCUCUUAAGCGCCUGGGGAACAGUGGGUUAACUGCCUUGCUCAGGGGCAAAACGGCAGAUUUCUACCUUGUCAGUUUGGGGAUUUGAUCCAGUAACCUUCUGGUUGCUGGCCCAACGCUCUAACCACUAGGCCACCUGCCACCCAAACAUGUUUAUAUAAAGUAAUUGCCUUUCACGGUGCAAUGUUCACAUUACGUCUGAUAUGAUUCUCUUCUCUUUUGUCAAAAGACAUUUUACUAUUACUUAAACCGACUGCUCUUAAUUGACGAUCACGUAAUACGUUUGGUUAACCUGGAGAUUUGACAUGUAAACUACUGAAUGAAAAUGUAGUUCUGUAAAGUAAAAACAUACAAACAUGAUAUUCACUUAAAUGUAUUACUAUGAUGAUGACGAUUAUGAUUUUGUCAUAAUGUUGUACAGAGUUGUUUCUAUAUUAUUAUUGUAGUCCAUUCCUUGAACAAAUAUUUCACAUACAUUUGUAUAUAUCUGUUUAUCUAUCUUUGUGUGUGCGUGCACGUGUGUGAUAAGAGGAGCCAACGGUCAACACAAUUAAUCAGGUGAAGCCGAUGCAGGUGAUAUGUCUUGCAUAACCUCAGCUAACGAUUGGAGGGUGACUAAACAAACACCAUCCCAAGUCCAGCAGAGAACAAUCCCUGUUCUGCUGUAGCACUGUGAUGCAGGCUCUGUGACAUACUUGCCUACCUGCUUGCAUACGUGCUCUUGUACGUUCUUGCGUGAACAUAAGGAGUGGAUUUGUUAAUUAUCCGGCGACUGGAUAACGAAAAACCGCCGACGACUCGCCGAAGUGUCUUUACGUGACCCGCUUUGUCCCAGGAGUCAGUACCCAUAUUCUCCCAAAUAGGACGAGUAUACGGUGUCAGAAUGUACCAAAGCCUUGCUUUGUCAUCCAACCAGUCCCCAUAUGCACACGAUGCAGGGAACUAUAUGCACCCUUCGGCGAGUUCCCCGGUGUACGUGCCCACUACGAGGGUGCCUGCUAUGCUGCAAACCCUGCCGUACUUGCAGACAUGCGAGUCCACCCAUCAGUCCCAUGGCCUCGGCGGGCAUCAUGGCUGGCCUCAGACUGGCACAGACAGUUCGUCCUUCAACCCGGGCAGCCCCCAUCCGCACCCCGGGUUCUCAUACUCGCACAGCCCACCAGUAAGCAGCAAUACAGGCAGGGACACAACCUACCAAAACCCGCUUGUGCUCAGUAACGGUGGUCGGGCCGACCAGUAUGGCAGCGCUUUGGUACGGUCUGUUGGAGGAUCAUACUCGAGUCCCUACGCCUACAUGAGCCCUGAGAUGGCAACCUCUUGGACACCAGGCCACUUUGAGAGCGGCAUGAUCAGUCUUCAGGGACGGCAAGGUUGCCUGUCUGGGAGAAGGUCCAGUUUGGACAUGUUGGAGGAGUUCCCGGGAGAGGGUCGUGAGUGUGUAAACUGCGGCUCCAUCUCCACUCCUUUGUGGCGACGAGACGGUACCGGGCACUACCUGUGCAAUGCCUGUGGCUUGUACCACAAGAUGAACGGAAUCAACAGGCCACUCAUCAAACCACAGAAACGGCUGCAGACCACAUCUCGCCGGGCCGGCCUGUGCUGCACUAACUGCCUCACCAGCACGACUACGCUGUGGCGUCGCAACGCAGAGGGAGAGCCUGUCUGCAACGCCUGUGGACUGUACAUGAAACUACAUGGAGUCCCCAGACCACUGGCCAUGAAGAAGGAAAGCAUUCAGACCAGGAAACGGAAACCUAAGAUGCCCAAGUCCAAACCCUCAACAGGAGGGUUGUCAGCCUCAGGCACCAACUCACCGUCCUCCUUGUCUGUCUCGGAACAUGCAUCUACGAUAAAGAGUGAACCCAACAUGGCCCCCUCACCCUACGCUGGACAGACCGUAGCCUCUGUGUCUCAGGCUUCGUCACAUCUGGACAGUUCAGGACAUGUCGACAUCAAAUACGAGAACUACCCCUUUACGCCCACGUCCGUCGCCCCACAGAACUCCUGGUGUGCUCUGUCUCAGGCAUGAGCUUGACCGCAGCUCACCGUGUCCUGAUUCUGGAACCAGCGCAGCUCACCGUGUCCUGAUUCUGGAACCAGCGCAGCUCACCGUGUCCUGAUUCUGGAACCAGCGCAGCUCACCGUGUCCUGAUUCUGGAACCAGCUCAGCUCACCGUGUCCUGAUUCUGGAACCAGUUCAGCUCACCGUGUCCUGAUUCUGGAACCAGCUCAGCUCACCGUGUCCUGAUUCUGGAACCAGCUCAGCUCACCGUGUCCUGAUUCUGGAACCAGCGCAGCUCACCGUGUC